Molecule: messenger RNA, 3789 nt
Organism: Pseudomyrmex gracilis
Lineage: Eukaryota; Metazoa; Arthropoda; Insecta; Hymenoptera; Formicidae
Product: ubiquitin carboxyl-terminal hydrolase 31-like
Exons: 4
Coding region: 379-3285 (968 amino acids)
Biological process (GO): protein deubiquitination
Molecular function (GO): cysteine-type deubiquitinase activity
Source: RefSeq, a predicted model, not a curated record
CUCGAUUCGACGUUGUGUGAAAUCCCGUAGAUUCGCGGCAAAUGGCCGCUGUGGUGUAGUUUUCGUGCGAGAGUGUUGAACGUACGAACGCGUUCGGCUGUGGCCGCACAUACGAGACGUGCAGGCGACGUGUCGUGUAACGUGCGUGUCGAUUGUACCGUGCGUACAAUCGUCGUCGUCGUUGUCGUCAUCGUCGUCGUCGUCGUCGUCGUCGUCGUCGUGGCGCACGGGGAUCGCGAACGAUAUAUCCUCGGCACCGGGAAAUAAACGCUCGCGUGAUGUGAGGCGAGAGCGUAGCGACCGCGAUCGCCUACACGCCGUGGCCAAAGUGGUGGUGGUGGUGAUCUCGCGCGCCACAAAAACUGGCUGUGGCUGGCGAUGAACGCUGCGAAAACGGACGAUCGCGACGGCACAUCGGUGAUGAAAUCGGUGUCGGCGGGUGAGCUGGGCGUGGAGGAAGAGGUUAAACUCGCGGAGCCGCGCGGCGCCACGCGGCUCAAGCGCACCUUUACAUUACCGAGAAACCCGUUUCAAAGCGCCAAUAGCAGGAUGUCUCGGCGACGUCCCAAGCAGCAACAGCAACAACAACAACAACAAUCGCAGACCCACGGUGACACGAAAGACGCCAACAACGGCGCGUCAAUAAACGCCAAGGAGAACGCCAGGAACAACGCGCGGAACGCGGAAAGUAUGCAGCAACAUGGCAGAUUGCUAUAUGGCAGUCAGCAUCAGACCGGGCAGAUUCAAGAGUGUCAGGAGCGACCGCUCGGCAAGAAGGUGUUCCGUCGACCUUCUUGGAAGAAGUUCAUGAGCAAGAUAGUGCGGCACAUGUCUGCGGUUGGCGCGCAGAGCCACAAGAGCGCGUCUCACCACAACCACCACCAUCACUACCAACGUACCAUCGUUGCCGAGGAUCUCGGCUCGAGUGCGGGCGACAUCAGGGUACCGCCGCCGCCGAGACCAACGCAUAUACCGCCGGAUCGCGUGCCGGGUGUUAUAGGCCUACGCAAUCACGGCAACACGUGCUUCAUGAACGCGGUGCUGCAAUGCCUGUCCCACACCGACAUCCUCGCCGAGUACUUCGUGCUGGAUCAGUACAAGGUCGAUCUGUCGCGCCGCAACAAGCUCAAUUCGAAGAAAUACGGCACCAAGGGCGAAAUCACAGAGCAGUUAGCGCUGUUGCUCAAGGCGAUAUGGAGCUGUCAGUAUGAUCCGGAGAUGAGCACCGCGUUCAAGAGCGUCGUCGACAAGUACGGGAGCCAGUACCGUGGCAAUCUGCAACACGACGCCCAGGAGUUUCUUCUGUGGCUGCUUGACAAGGUGCACGAGGAUCUCAAUCAGGCAACUAAGAAAAAGUACAAAAUCAUAAAGAAUUCCUUUGGCAGACCCGAUGACAUUGUGGCCGCCGAGACUUUAGCAAAUCAUGUGCGGUGUAACAAUUCAUUCGUGCACGCUGUGUUCCAAGCACAGUUUCGGUCUAGUCUGACUUGUCCGAGAUGUCAUCGACAAUCAAACACCUUUGAUCCUUUUCUAUGCGUGUCAGUACCAGUACCGCAGAACCAUCGUCAGAUGAAUCUUUAUGUGAACGUUCUCUACACUUCUCAACAACCGCGGCAAGUUAAGAUUGGCGUGAGCGUGAAUCAGUCGGCAAAUAUACGAGAACUCCGAGAAAUCCUCGCCAGCGAUACCGGAGUGGAUGAAAAUCACAUGCUGCUGACUGAAAUCCAUGACGAAGGAUUUCACAGAACCUUCUCCGACUGUCAACCUUUAUCCGUGAUUACGGAGAACGAUCCGCUUUACUGCAUUGAGCUGCCGCAAUUGAAAGAACCUACGGAACAAGCAUACAUCUUGCUGGUAUGGAUCAACGUACUUGUGAAGGGAGAUCUAAAGCAACGUUUCGGUAGUCCGUACACGAUGCAAGUGUCGCGCGAAACUUCCUACGAGGAUCUGCAGAAGCUUCUGCUGAAGGAGAUGCAUAGUACACUGGCGGACGACGUUCUCACAACCAGUCAAAAUCCAGGACUCUUCAACAUUCGCGUAGCAGAUCCAGCGGCAACACCUGUUCAAGAUGAACAUCCCUGCAUCGAUCCUUGUGUAGAACAUCCGCUCUACACGGAACAAAUCGAGCAAGCGUUGGCGCUUUGUGCCGAUGAUUCAGGUCCUCAACACGUAAAACUGAUUCUUGAAUGGGACGAAGCCACCAAGUGUAAUAUUAUACAGGACGACAGUGAUCCAAUCGAGGAACAUGCCAGUGUGAAACAGUUAAAGACUAAUUCUGAACUAGGUGGCGCGGUUACUUUAGAAGAAUGCUUCGAUUUGUACACACGAGCGGAGAUAUUAGGAGCGGAAGACGCGUGGCAUUGUCCAUAUUGCAACAAGAAACAAGAAGUUGUGAAAAAACUAGGCCUUUGGUCGUUGCCUGAUAUAUUAGUUAUACACUUAAAGAGAUUUCGUCAGCAAUCUAGGCAGCGGUCAACAUCCAAAUUGACUAUGUUAGUUGACUUUCCUUUGUACGGCUUCGAUAUGACGCCGCAUCUUGCCCACAACGGCGUCCAAACAACUCACAAUAAUGUCAGUAGUCUGGGCGGUUUGGGUUGGUCGCCUUGGAAAAAGCCGCGACCACGGCAACACAAUAUCCCCAAGUAUGACGAGAAUGUCUACGACCUAUACGCGAUAUGCAAUCAUCACGGGCAGGAUUUGCAAGGCGGACAUUACACUGCGUUUUGUAGAAAUCCAUACGACACGCAAUGGUAUUGCUUCGACGACACGCGCGUAGAAGCGGUCAAUGACACAAAUCUGAUAACAAACGCGGCAUAUAUGCUGUUCUAUCAACGAAGAGGCUUGUCCAAUAAUUCCACUGGAAAUUCGUCUGCGGCGUCGACGAGUUCAGCUGGUUCCGGCUUGGAUCACUGGGUAUCAAAAAUGCCGCCGUUUUAUUUCAAUAAUAAAACUACUAGUGACGUAACAAACAAUAAACAAAGUAAAUCGCAAGAGAUACUAUGCCAGGAGAAGAUCGUCGAAGAGAAGAACAUAACUAAUUUUACUAGAGGCUGUGGCAAUUACGCGACUCUGCAGCCAAAGAAGAGGAACGCGGCGACGGAAACUGAUAUUGGGCAGAUCGAUCAUUAUUCGGACGAUGAAGCACCUUGCAGAAGAGAAUGGAUUUCACCAAAAUCUGUACGAAAGACUUCAUCCAUCACGUUGACACCACAUAUAUCGCCAGCAAUAAUUCAAAAUGCCAGCAGCGAUCCAAAUACGACGGUGAUACAUGAGUCGACGUUGUAACACACGAUAUAAGCCAGACUAAGAAGUCUGGCUCGAGCGAUGCUCAAUGUACAGUGCCUAGUGUGUCGUGAUAUUUGAACGACAUCGAGUGGCAAAAUGAAAAACAAAAAACAGUUUUGAUAGAAUUAAAUAAAUCCGUUAUUUUUCGAUUACCAGACACACGCGAACGAUGUAACCAGAGACAAAUGUUUCUUUACUUCGAAUUUAUACGGAAAUGUUUUUGCGUACGGAUAUUUUUGUGAAACGGAUUUCAGCAGUAUGUUUAUCUCUCUUCGUGCAUGUUUAAAAGUGUAAUAAACUUACACACGAACGAUUUUCUGAUAAAAAUACAAGGCAUUAGUAAGUUUUGUAAUUGUAAUACCAUGUUUGUACACAGCUCUCACGUGAAUUGUAUCAUAAUAGCUUUUUAAAAGAAGACAAAUCUUAUACUCAAAAUAUAAUAAUGAAGAAUUGCAUAUUCUUAAGAAAGAAAAAAAUAUAGUGUUUAUUAAUGAUAAUAUAUAA